GCACGGCGCGCCUCACACCGCGCUCAGGAUGGAGAAGAUGCGGGCGGAGGACGGGGGCCAGAGGGAGCUGGUCCAAAGGUGGUUCACGGAGACGCAGGCGCCGCUCGUCCUGCACCACGGGACCUUCCCGGACUGGUUCAAAGGCUUCGCGGCCCGGAGGGAGACGGAGGAUCUACUGAGCGAUAAAGCUCCGGGCUGUUUCCUCAUCCGCCUCAGUGACCGAGCCAUCGGCUACGUCCUGUCCUACAAGGGCCUCGACCGGUGCCGCCAUUUCGUCAUCACCCAGAACCCGGAGGGACAGUUUGUGAUAGCAGGAGACUGUCAGCCGCACGGAAGCCUGGGCGAGCUGAUCCAGCAUUACAGGCUGACCCCCAUCCAGCCCUACGGAGAGCACCUGACCUCCAGCUGGUCCCAGUGUCCCCAGGUGAGCGCAGGUGACACAGACGAGCUGUACGACGUGGUGAACUACAGCGCCAAGGGGGCGCCCGGCCUCAGCGUCCGAGCUCUGCGGACUCUGUGGGACAACAAGCACGAUCCCCACGGCAACCACGGCGCCGUGCAGCAAAGCGACGCCCCGGCGGUCGACCCCCCCGCCUUGCCGUCUAAACUCAACAGCAGGAAGCUGACGGGGACGAUGUCCCUCUCGCAGGGCGUUCCUUCAGUUCCAAAGAGAGGCCUCCUCUCGGCCUUCUCCCUGCGAGGCCCUUUGCCCGACACAACACCCCAAACCCAGACCGACCCGGGGGGGUCAGAGGGAGUCCGGGGAAACACCAGUCCAACGGCAAAAGAUUCCUUCUUCCCGCUUUAUCCCGAGAUCAGGAGCACAUCUCUACUGGCGCUGGGCCACGGCAGCGUGGAGGAGGAGGAGGAGGAGGAGGAGGAGGAGGAGCUCCCUCCACCCGCACCAACAUCUCCCUCACCAGCUCCUCCGGAGACGACCCCGUGUCUCACCUACUCCCUCCACCAGCCCGACCUGCACGUGGUCCGGUCCAACCCACUGUACCAGGCCUCCAGCAGCCCGGCUCAGCCGCAGGGCGUCACGUACGCCGAGAUCCCCAGGAAGCCGGCGCUCGCCGCGCCGCCGGAGAACACCUACGAGUCCCCGGAGGACGUGAAGACCAAGAAGUCCCAGACCAGCUGGGGGAGAAACGUAAGUGGGGACAACCAAUCAGAGAUGUCGGUGUCAUUGGAGGCACAGAGUGCAGAAUCUAACAUGGCUCCUCUUCUCUCUGUUGGCAGUACGGGAAAUUAAAGAAACUCCUUCCUGAUCAUAAGAAGAAAUGAAAAAGGAACAGAAAUGUGCAUUAACAAUAAAUCCCUUUAGGCUUCAAUAAGAGUCACGUAGAACACAGAAGUUAUUGUUAUUUUUAGUAAAGACAAUCAUUUUAAAGUUAUUAUUUUUAUUAGAAAUAGUUUUUGUGGUUCUGUUGUUAUUUGUGUACUUUGUUGCUUUUAAAUACAAACAACUCUUUACUUAGCAAAUCUUUCACUUUUCAUCAUGAGCUCAUAUUAACCUUUUUAAUUAUUUGUGCAUAUAUAUUUAUAUCAAAGUGACAAACAAGACCAGUUAUAGAUUUGUAAUGAAUUCACAGAAGUUUAGGGGUUUGAUUAACUGUGUUUUGUACUUUUUGCGUGUGUAUUUUAAGAUAAACAUAUUAAAGUCUGUUAAUAGGAUUUUACUGCAUAGUAAUAUAACCUCACAUGCAUACUUGAGUCCAUUUUAUGCAUCUUAUAUAUACGUCUACUCCUCUACAUUCAUGUGACAGCUUUAGUUUCAUUUUCAGGUCAACAUUUUCACACAAAUGAUCGUUUUUUAAAAUAUGAUACUCUGCUGCUAAAGAUAAAAUCAUCAUACAGUAUGUAAAGUAGUUCAAAUGUGCUACACCACGUUGGAUUAAAAUGUUUAAAGGCACCAGUAACAAUGUUCCAAUAAUAUGACAUUCAUUUUUUGAUCUCUGUAAGGAACUAUUCUGCCAAAUUAGUAUUUUUACUUUCAUUAUUUCAUUAUACAGUGUCGUUUUUAAUACUCAAGUACCCGUAUU
Pungitius pungitius (ninespine stickleback) is the source of this 2042-nucleotide messenger RNA. It is a transcript of the gene sh2d7, whose product is annotated as SH2 domain containing 7. Gene Ontology annotation, cellular component: cytoplasm. Bases 29 to 1252 code for a protein of 407 amino acids. The record is from RefSeq and is a predicted model, not a curated record. The transcript has 5 exons. NCBI's taxonomy places the organism in Eukaryota, Metazoa, Chordata, Actinopteri, Perciformes, Gasterosteidae.